Naumovozyma dairenensis CBS 421 is the source of this 630-nucleotide messenger RNA. RefSeq names its product chromatin modification protein (gene TAF9). The transcript has a single exon. Gene Ontology annotation, biological process: RNA polymerase II preinitiation complex assembly; DNA-templated transcription initiation. The coding region runs from base 1 to 630 and encodes 209 amino acids. The record is from RefSeq and is a predicted model, not a curated record. NCBI's taxonomy places the organism in Eukaryota, Fungi, Ascomycota, Saccharomycetes, Saccharomycetales, Saccharomycetaceae. Gene Ontology annotation, molecular function: protein heterodimerization activity; RNA polymerase II general transcription initiation factor activity; transcription coactivator activity. Gene Ontology annotation, cellular component: SAGA complex; transcription factor TFIID complex.
AUGGCUACUCCCACUGUGUCAGGUACUGCAACGAGUACUGCUCCGAAAUCCUCUCCUCAGUUGACUCCAGAGGAAACCCCGAGAGAUGUCAGAUUAUUACAUCUAUUGUUAGCAUCUCAAUCCAUCCAGAACUACGAAGACAGAAUCCCAUUACAACUAAUGGACUUCGCUCACAGAUACACCAGAAGUAUAUUGAAAGACGCAAUGGUAUACAAUGACCAUGCCAUGUCAUCAGAAUCACAACAGCAGUCACAGAUGCAAUCGCAACAAGCUGCCACCGCAACAGCAACCGCAACCGCAAAUGGAACUGCAACUGGGGCUGGGACCACUGACCCAAAUGCAACGGCAACAGAUACGGGGAAGUCAUCAAAGAACGCAGCGGCAAAUACUGGCAACAAUCCAGGUUCAAGGUUGACUAUCGAAGAUAUACGGCUCGCAAUCGGGGCAAGAACUCAAUAUCAAUUCAAACCUACAGCUCCUAAGGAAUUAUUGUUACAAUUGGCAGCAGAUAGGAAUAAGAAACCUUUGCCUCAAGUUAUGGGCUCAUGGGGGGUUAGAUUGCCUCCUGAGAAAUAUUGUAUUACCGCCAAGGAAUGGCAAUUGGAUAAUGAUCAAUCAGAGGACUCUUAG